AACUCAUUGACUCGAACCAUCAUCAUCUCCAGGAUGACCACGAGAUAUCCGAAGCUCGUGGCUUUCGAUUUAGACUAUACCCUUUGGGACCUGUGGAUAGAUACCCAUGUUUCCGGGCCUCUUCAUAGACAUAAGAAUACCUUGAACGAAAUUCUAGACAGACAUAAUUCGCCUAUAUCUUUCUAUCGGGAUGUCCCCCAUAUCCUUCAUCGUCUGCGGGAGGCAGAAGUUAUCAUAGCGGCAGCAUCGAGAACUUCGGCUCCCAACCUAGCCCGACAGGCCCUCUCACUGCUUCUUGUCCCGCCCAAGCAUGGUGAUAAGGAUACAAACCCUCUCAAGGCCGCGCAUUUCUUUGAUCAUGCGGAGAUAUAUCCUGGUUCAAAACUGACGCACUUUAAACGAAUUCACGAGAAGACGGGCAUACCUUACUCUGAAAUGCUCUUCUUUGACGACGAGCACCGUAACAAAGAAGUAGAGCAACUGGGUGUUACCUUUUGCCUCGUACCGGACGGCGUCAACCACAAGGUUUUUGAGAAAGGGCUUUCAUUAUGGCAGAGCCGUAAUGCUGUAGAAAUUGAAGCGGAAGAUGAUGCCGAAUGAAUCUGUAUCAAUGCCUAGAACUAUGUAAUUGUGAGCCUUUGAAUCUGGACAUGUAAUUCUUCAUUCAUUCAAGUUUGAAACCCCUCCUCGUCUCAAA
Messenger RNA from Desarmillaria tabescens, 697 nucleotides. Its product is annotated as magnesium-dependent phosphatase-1. The transcript has 7 exons. Lineage: Eukaryota; Fungi; Basidiomycota; Agaricomycetes; Agaricales; Physalacriaceae. Gene Ontology annotation, molecular function: acid phosphatase activity. Bases 34 to 600 code for a protein of 188 amino acids. The record is from RefSeq and is a predicted model, not a curated record.